GGCUUUUGUAGCAAACUGAUGAUAAGAGUUCCUUUUAAAAGACUGUGCAUCUUUCUUGAGCCACUUUGAAGGGAAUGAAGUUUUACACUAAGCCUUUUAUGUGAAUUAAAGCUUGAAACUUCGUUUCACAAUAUGAAGAUGCUACUGACUUUGUUCCUCCUCUUUAUUGGGAUUCAGACUUCAAAGAAUCAGGACACUGCCCCUGAGUCUGCAGAUAUUGUCUUUUUGAUUGACAGCUCCGAUACCCUGGGAAAGAAGGCAUUCCCUGCGUUAAAAAAUGUCAUGAUCAAAAUCAUUAAUAAUCUACCAGUAGCUCCUAACAAAUACCGUAUUGCACUUGCCCAGUACAGUGAUGAUUUGCAAAAUGAAUUUCUGGUAGACAGAUAUAAAACAAAGACCCUUAUGAUAAACCACAUCAGAAAGAAUUUGGUAUUCAAGGGUGGGUCCAUAAGAACUGGCAAUGCUCUGCAAAAGGUUCGUGCAACCUAUUUCAAAGAACCAAUUCAUCCAAGUGACAAACCGCAGAUUUUGGUAGUUGUGACUUCGGGGACCUCAGAAGAUGAUGUAAAGCAGGCUGCCAAUGUUUUAAAAAGAAGUGGGGUGAAAAUCAUAGCUGUAGGACUACAGAAAGCUUCUCCUGAAGAACUGCAAUCAAUGGCAACCCAAGAAUUUUUUUAUGAGUAUCCCACAAUACGAAACCUCUCUGAGUUUUCUCAGAAUAUUCCCAUGAUCAUAAAGGAAGUUAUCCAAGCAGAUGUUAAUGGCAUAAUCCCUACACCUACGGUUGACCUUGAAACUGUAGAAGUCUGUGAAAGAGAUUCAAUUUCUGAUGUUGUGUUCAUAGUGGAUGAAGGUGCUCCAAGAGCAAACUUUGAGCAUGUUAAAACAUUCCUGGAAAACACAGUGUCCUUGCUUGAUGUGAAGAAGGAUUGCAUAAGAACUGGCCUGGUGACAUACAGCUCCGAACCACAUGUGAUAUCUUUACUGAACGCAGAAACAAACCGUGCUGAUAUUCUAAAUAAAAUACAGGGGCUUUCUUCCAGGGCAGGGAAAGCCAAUAUGGGCGCAGCCCUUAAAGUGACAAGGGAAAAAGUUUUUGUUGAAUAUGCUGGAAGCAGAAAGACUCAAAGUGUAAACCAAAUAGCCACACUGAUCACUCACAGAGCCUCAGACGACCAUGUGAGUGAAGCAGCUCGUGAUCUUCGUAGAACCGGUGUCACUGUGUUUGCCAUAGGCGUUGAAAAUGCUAAUGAAACCCAAUUGACUCAGAUAGCAUCAUAUCCUCAGCCACAGUAUGUUACUACUCUAAAAAAAUUUGUUGACUUGACAAAAGAGGAUACAAACAGAAAUUUUAGAAAGAAACUCUUCAAUCAAAUACAGAACAAGCUCUAUGUCCAGACUGAGAGAAGCAAAGAUCUCAAAACAGGAUGUAUGGACACAGAGGAAGCUGAUAUAUAUCUGCUUAUUGAUGGCUCAACAAGCAUCAACAUCCCUGACUUCAAGGACAUAAAAGAGUUUGUGAAGGAAGUGAUUGAGAUGUUUAACAUAGGACCAAAUAACGUUCGGUUUGGAGUUGUGCAGUAUUCACACAAAAUAGAACGGGAGUUUACACUUGAUCAAUACCAGAAAAAAGGUGAUUUAGUGAGGGCCAUUGACAAUGUUAGGCAAAUAUAUGGAGACACUUAUACAGGAAAGGCUCUAGAAUACAUGCAGCCACUGUUUACAGAAGCAAAGGAGCAGCGAAGAGUACCUUGUCACCUCAUCGUCCUCACAGAUGGAGAAGCACAUGACAGGGUAAAAGAACCUGCCGAUAAACUGAGGGCUAACCAAGUUAAUGUUUAUGCCAUCGGUAUAAAAGGUGCUAAUAAAACACAACUAGAAGAGAUUUCAGCCUCAAAAGCCAGGACCUAUUUUGUAAAUGACUUUGACUCCUUGAAGGUCAUAAAAGAUGAAUUAGUUCAAAAGAUCUGUUCCAAAGAAGCCUGCAAAGAAAUGAAAGCUGACAUCAUGUUCCUGGUGGACAGUUCUGGGAGUAUCGGAUACGAAAACUAUGCCAAAAUGAAAAGGUUUAUGAGAGAACUGGUGAACAAAUCUGACAUUGGCACGGAACGAGUGCAAGUUGGGGUUGUGCAGUUCAGUGAUGUUCCCAGGGAAGAGUUCCAGCUCAACCAAUACUCUACCAAAAGCGAAAUUGUUAGUGCUAUAGAUAGAAUGAAUCUUAUAAAUCAAAAUACACUAACUGGAAAUGCAUUGACUUUUGUGGCUCAGUAUUUCCAACCUUCCAAAGGAGCACGUCCCAAUGUCAAAAAAAUUCUUAUCCUGAUCACCGAUGGGGAAGCACAAGAUGCAGUAAAAGAACCAGCAACAGCCCUACGACAGGAUGGCAUUAUUAUUUACUCGGUUGGAGUUUUUAAUGCAAAAAAAACUCAGCUAGAAGAGAUUUCUGGGAAGCCUGAAUUUGUUUUUUAUGUUGAAAAUUUUGAUUUGAUGAAGCGCAUAGAAGACAAUAUCAUUUUUGGGGUAUGCAGUCCUCCUGAGGACUGCAAAAGAAUACAACGUUUAGAUAUUGUGUUUGUCAUAGACGGUUCUGGAAGCAUAGAUGAAACAGAAUACAAGACCAUGAAAGACUUCAUGAUUUCCUUGGUGAGAAAGUCUGAUGUUGGCCCAGACGGAGUUCAGUUUGGAGCUGUAAAAUAUUCUGAUGACCCAACAACAAAUUUUUACCUUAAUACAUACAGUACAAAAUCUGAAAUUAUUAAAGCUAUCCAGGACGACGAACGUAUAGGAGGUGCGACAUACACUGCCAGUGCACUUAAGCAUUCACACACUCUGUUCAUUAAGGUACGCGGCAGUCGCAUGAACGAGGGAGUUCCACAGGUUCUUAUAGUGAUAACUGAUGGCGAAUCGAAUGAUAAGCAAGAACUUCCUGAUGAAGCCCAGAAAUUAAGGGACAAAGGCAUUAUUAUCUAUGCAGUUGGAAUAGAAGCAGCAAAUUAUGACGAACUUUUGAUGAUGGCAGGAGUGGAAAACAAAUGCUUCUAUGUGGAUACAUUUGAUGGGCUCAAAGACAUAUCCUUCAAUUUAUCAAAAGAAGUAUGUGAUGAUACAAAACCACCAUGCAAAAUUAAAGGAAGUCUAGUUUUCUUGGUUGACAGUAGCAGCAUCCCAAUGACGCAAUUCAGUGAAAUGCAGGAUUUCAUGAAAGAAGUUGUCAAUUAUGUCAACAGUUCUGAACAUUUACGAGUUGGCCUUGCUCAGUACAGCAGUAUAUAUAAGGAAGAACUCAAGCCGGAUGACUCUGAAAACAAAAUAGCAGUGCAGAAUACAAUUGAAAGGAUGAAACGGGAGGUAGAAGAUGAAAUUAAACCGUAUUUUGGAGCCGCACUUAAGAAAGUAAAGUAUUACCUUGAAUUGAUAGGACAUGAAAGCAUACAUGAGAAUUUCACAAGGUUGCUGAUAAUCGCUGAUGGAAACUCACGUGAUGAUGUCGCUGGUCCAGCACAAAUUUUGAGAAAUAUAGGAAUUAAAAUCUAUGCUAUAGGCGUUGGACAGAUAAAUCACCCAGCGCUUACCCAAGUAGUUGGCACUUCAGACAAGUGGAAAUACAGUGUUACUGAUGUUAAUCAGCUGAGAAGCCUCAAGAAAAGGUUAGCUGAUGACUUCUGUGAAAAGGAUAAAGCAAUUUGUUUUGUGGAUAUCGUCCUGGGAUUUGAUAUCUCUUCACAACAGCGAGGACAUAAUUUGUUUCAUGGACAAUCCCAGCUGAAAGCAUAUCUUCACGAGAUUCUGCGAGCCCUCACAUCCCCAAGCAGCGUGAGCUGCAGUAAAGAGACAGGCGCACAGAGCAGUGUGGCGGUUCAAGUGAAGAACACAGACAAGCUGGUGUCCGCAAAAUUCCGCAUUGAUAGUCAAGAAAUCCUAAACAGCCUGACAAAUGUUGUGGUCAAUGGGUCAUCCCAUCUCGAUGUCAGCUUCCUGGAGCUGCUUUGGCAAACAUUUGAAAACAAGUCUGAUGAUCAAAGACGAAGUAAGGUGAUGCUUGUUUUUUCAGAUGGCUUGGAUGAUGAGGUGGAAGUACUUGAGCAAAAAUCAGAAGAACUCAGAAAAAAAGGAUUGGAUGCACUGAUAACCAUUGCUCUGGAAGGAGUCUCCAACAUUCACGAGCUUCAAUUCAUUGAAUUUGGAAAAGGAUUUGAAUAUAGGACUCAGUUAAAUAUUGGCAUGAGUAAUAUUAUGAACCUGCUGUCCAAGUAUGUGAAUGCUGUUGCUGAAAGGAAAUGCUGCUGUGUCUUCUGUAAGUGCAGUGGAAACAGGGGUCCUGCUGGACAGCCAGGAAGUAAAAGAGAGAAGGGACUACCAGGCCCAAAAGGCAGUCCUGGACACUCAGGAGAAGAAGGAGAUCCGGGUCCAAGAGGACCGACUGGACCAAGAGGAGAAAUAGGCACUCAGGGCUGUCAAGGCGUAAAAGGCGUUAAGGGGAGCCAAGGAAUAGGUGGUCAAAAGGGAGAAGAAGGGGACGGUGGAGUUGAUGGAAUUGAUGGAGAACAGGGAUCGUAUGGGUUUCCAGGGAAGAAGGGAGAAAGGGGUGAUGAUGGUUACCAGGGUAGUUCAGGGCCAAAAGGACCUCCUGGUGAGCGUGGCAAGAAGGGUUUUCGAGGAGAUCCCGGGACCCCUGGAUUGGACAAUGAUAUAAGAGGGCCUAAAGGUUCAAAAGGAGAACAGGGAAGACAGGGUGAUAGAGGACCAAAAGGGUCAGCUGGCUCUCCGGGCUCUAGAAACUCUUUGGGACCAGCGGGUCAAAAAGGACAACCAGGUAUACCGGGUGUGAAAGGAGAUCCUGGUUUUGAUGGCUCUAACGGAGAUCAAGGAUUUAGAGGACCCCAGGGACCUGGAGGAAUUCAAGGUGUGAAAGGAGAUCCAGGGAGUCAAGGAAAUAAAGGUCCUCAGGGGAUCCCAGGAAGUGAAGGUUCAAAAGGGAAUCCUGGAAGUCCUGGAGUAAGAGGAAGUAAAGGAGAAACUGGUGAACCUGGACCAAAAGGACUUGUAGGACCAUAUGGUUCCCGGGGGAUGCAGGGAGAAGAUGGUAUUGACAUACAAGGUAGAGUAGGAAGAAAAGGUGUAAAGGGACAAAAUGGAUGCCCUGGAGAUACUGGAAUGCAGGGUGAAAUGGGUGAUGCAGGAAUUCCUGGUGAGCCUGGACCAAAAGGAAAUGUGGGAAACAUGGGCACUGCAGGCAAUGCUGGGAAAAUAGGCGAUCCAGGAGACCCAGGACAUCGAGGACGUAGGGGGCCAAGAGGACCAAAAGGAGAGUCCUCAUUUCCAGAGUGUGGCCUAAUUAACUAUGUACGCAACCACAGCCGUUGUUGGAGUGGGAAACCAGAAUGUCCAGUGUAUCCAACAGAACUGGUGUUUGCCUUAGACUUAUCUGAGGAUGUCACCCCUCAGAUAUUCCAAAGGAUGAAAGACAUAGUCAUAUCAAUAGUGACUGACACCAGAACGAGAGACAGCAACUGCCCCAUUGGAGCUAGAGUUGCCGUGAUGCAGUAUGGUUCACAUACACACUACGUGAUCCGAUUCUCAGAGUUCUACAACAAGAAACAUUUCAUUCAAGAAGUAAAAAAUCUGUCUCAUCAGAGAUCCAAGACUGUCCGGCAUAUUGGCAGUGCUAUGAGAUUUAUUGCCAGGCAUGUCUUCAAGAGAACGCUGCAGGCUCCUAAUGUAAGAAAAAUAGCAGUGUUUUUCAGCAAUGGGCCAUCUGCAGAUGCAUCUUCGAUUAAUACAGCGGUUCUGGAGUAUAGAGCAUUCGAUAUCAUUCCAGUAGUUAUUGCUUUCAAUGAUGUACCCAAUGUCAAUCAGGCCUUUAAGAUGGAUGACACUGGAAAGUUUCAGGUAAUAAAUAUAGAUCCAGAAGGGAACUAUAUACCAUUUUUACAACCAUUUCUUCUCUGCACACUGUGUUAUGACAAGUGUAACCCAGAUGCCUCCUGUAUGCUUCCUGAACCCUCUCCACCACAGACCUAUGUGGAUGCUGCUUUCAUUUUGGAUAGCUCCUGGAAAAUGAGCAGUGAUGAAUUUGAGACAGUGAAAGUCUUCCUCAGCAAAGCACUUGAUGCCUUUGACAUUUCGUCUUACCCAGUUAUUUCUGCUACAGGUGAUAGAGUAGCUAUGGUGAGCCAUGCUACACCAGGUUUCAAACCCAGGACACACAAGAGUCCAGUAAAGAUGGAGUUUGAUUUAGUCACCCACAGCAGUAAACUCUUAAUGCAGAAUCAUAUAAAAAAUUAUCUUCAACAGCUGAAUGGAGAAGCUGCUCUUGGAUAUACCAUUGAGUGGGUAAUGGAAAAUAUUUUCUCAGAGGCUCCAAACCCAAGAGACAACAAAUUCAUCAUUGUCAUAUCUGCUGGAGAAACAAGUUCAUGGGACAAGGAAAUGUUAAAGGAAGCAUUGAUGACAGCCAAGUGCCAAGGAUAUGCUCUGUUUGUAAUUUCUUUGAGGCCAUUGUGUAAUGACGAAGAACUGGAAGAGCUUGCUAGCAUUCCCUUAGAACAGCAUUUGGUUCAGCUUGGCAGAAUGCACAAGCCCGAUCUUGGAUACAUAGAGAGAUUUAUGAAAGCAUUUGUACGUCUCUUACGAAGUUCAAUUAACAGGUAUCCACCAGAGGAGCUUAGGACACCUUGUGAGACUACCAGUUUUCCAAGACCAUCCCCUUCUGUCACCCACGCUGAAGGCUCAGCAGAAGAGUAUGUCUCAGAUGCAUAUCUUGCAGCUGUAGGACAUUUAUUCAGCAUGCUACAGGCUGACCUCCAUGAUGACUUUCUAGAUACUGAUUUUAUCAGCACUGCAUAUGAGGAUUCAGCAACCGGAAACAAAACGGAGCAUGCUGAUAUAACAAAUAGCAGUAAUGAAGACUGCAUAUGAUUUGAAAUGGACGGACUUCAAAAUUCAAGUUAGUGACUGAAACUGGACACUGGCCUCAGGCUGAACAAAACAAAUUAUGAGGCAUGAUUCUGAUAUGCAGUAUUUUUCCAAAGCAGCAAUUCCUCUUUUCUAGGUCUCUUUCAAGGUUGGGCAACAGUGAACAAGAUUUCUUCUAGGUGCAUCAUGGAAGAAAUCUUGCCAUGAUGUUUCACAUUCCUUAUAACUUUCAUUUUUUUAAAUUAGGCAAAUUUCUUUACUUUAAAAAAAAAAAAAUCAAACAAAUUCUGGGUCUGAUUCUCUCCAGCAGUAAGUGCUCUCAACUCCCAUUCACUUCAGUGGGAGGUGGAGGCAUUUGGUAACUUUCAAGACCAUGACCUUAAAGAACUACCAGCUUUCAUUUUGGUGGAGCUGUCUGACAACAGAAGACACUGACUUGGUUACUGGAAAGAGAUGUUAUACAAAGGGCUCCUGUACACAUGCACAGAGCCUGCUCCGAUGCACUGAAAAUCCAGCACGUUAGAGCAGACUCGAUUGAUCAAGUCUGCUGGAAUAUGGAAACUGAUGCGUUCUUGCAGCCUCCUGUGUUCCGUGCAUCAGCAUCCCAGCAUAUCUUCACGCUGAAAAAAUGGUGGCAGGCCACUUUGAAAUAAAAUAUGUUUUAUCAGCUUUAGUUCCAAGUGCCCCACUAGCAUUUUUAAGCACGGGGAUGCUGAUACACAUGACGCCCAGGCAAUUUUUAAUUGGCAUGCCUUGCUAAUUAAAGCACCCAGUGCCAUAUCCCACAGCAUGUGCAAUGCCUUAAGCUGUGAUUCAGGUUCAUUACCAUGAAACUAUUUUCCUCAUACUGCUUUUACAGGCAUAAGUUUCACUAACUAAAGAUAAGAAAGCAAUUUAUUUGCUAUUAUGCUUCUUUAGACAAACAGAAACUAAUUAUAGGGCUGCUUUUUGACUGGUUUACUUAAGACAAAGGGGACUAAAUAAAGUAAGAACACAAGAGUGCAUCUCCUUGAAAACAACAAUUCUGCCUCAAAUUUGGCCUUUAAUUCUGCAUGCUACUUGGGUAUUCAAGAAUGGAGGAAAGUCUAAGUUGAACUGGUAAAAAUUUUUGAGGGAACAGUUUUCUGUUUGAAAAUGGUUCAACUAACCUGAAACAAUGCAUGGAAAUAUUGGCAGGGAAAUUGGCUUGUUAGCUCAGAAAUUUUCAAAAAAAUGUAUUGUAGAUCUUGCAAAAAGUGCUUUUUAAAUUGUUUCAAUUUAGGGAAGCUUGUAUAUUUCUGACUUGGACAGAAAAACUUCAGAAUUGCAAAAUUUCACACAAUGGAAGUGCUGGUGCCUACAAAGCUCUACUUGAGGGAGUUUCAUUCUAUUUGUACUUUAAUAUGAUUUUGAUAUGAAAAUGUCCUAGGAUUUAAUUUUAUAUAGUGAAACCUCAAGUUUAACUGGCAUGAUAUCAACAGUAGUAUAAAAAGACUAUGGUAGUGUUAAAGUGAGGUAGCUGUGAAGAUCCAGGAAUGAUAUGAGAAGUAAGGCAUUUUGGGGGGUGAUAUCUUCUAUUAGACCAACUGCAUGGUUGGAAAAAAACAAGACAAGCUUUUGAAUGCAAGAUGUUUUCAACAGGAUCUAAAGUACUUCUCUCAAGUUUCAUACAUGUAACAGUAUUAUGAAAACAGCCAAAAUUGCUAAAACCAAAACUGUGUUCCCUAUAAGCAGUAUUAUCUGUGAGGGUAAAAGUAAAAAAAUGUCAUCUUAGAUGAAUAUGGAAAACAAGCUGAGCCCCAAAAAAUCUUUUGUAAUAUAAAAGUCAAUGUCAACAGUACCAUACUCACACACUAUACUGUAUACAGUUCAGAUCAGCUUAACGUUUUAUGCUUCAGUUUUUGAAGUUUCACUGCUCACCUCUUUUCUGUAUAAAUCUCUCACCUUCAGUGAAAGCCAUUUCAAAGGGGAUAGUUUUACAAUGCACCUUCUGUUACUUUGUUACUAUCAUACCGAACUUUUUUAAUGCACUUUAUACAUGUCAUUACACUAAUUAAAACUACUUACCUGAAACAUCAGCUGGUGUUUUGUUUUACAAGAUAGCAAUAGCUAAUGCAAUGCAUUUAUGUCAGUUAAGACAUCAAGCCUAGUGAUGGUAAGAGGAACAUUUCCUGGCCAGCCAGUGCAUCCACACAAAAGCCAGUUUGAAACUGUUUGCAGAUGGAAAAUAAAAACAAGCCAUAGAAUCUACACACAUACCAAGCUUAUUACCCCUUCAUUUUUCUUGCCUCGGUAUUAUGGAAUUGGAGAAGCCAUUAUACCAUUUUAUGUGGUAAUGAAAUCAUAAGCAACACAGAAGAAUAGAAAGGCAACGUGUAGAACAGAAAGUCUAAGCAAUACAAACUGGUUUUCUGUUUCCCAUUAUAUAGUAAAAU
Molecule: messenger RNA, 9329 nt
Organism: Alligator sinensis (Chinese alligator)
Lineage: Eukaryota; Metazoa; Chordata; Crocodylia; Alligatoridae
Gene: COL6A6
Product: collagen type VI alpha 6 chain
Exons: 38
Coding region: 133-6918 (2261 amino acids)
Source: RefSeq, a predicted model, not a curated record